This is a messenger RNA of Musa acuminata subsp. malaccensis (wild Malaysian banana), 364 nucleotides long. RefSeq names its product peroxidase 1-like. The record is from RefSeq and is a predicted model, not a curated record. Lineage: Eukaryota; Viridiplantae; Streptophyta; Magnoliopsida; Zingiberales; Musaceae. Gene Ontology annotation, biological process: response to oxidative stress. Gene Ontology annotation, molecular function: peroxidase activity; heme binding; protein binding. Gene Ontology annotation, cellular component: plasmodesma; plant-type cell wall.
AUGGAGUUGGUUGUGGAGAUCCUGACAGGGAGGUUCUUCCAUGUUGAGGUGGAGGACGACGCAACCGUGGGGAGUCUGAAGAAAGCCAUCGCGAGCAAGGAGAUGUUUCAGGAGCAGAGGCUGGUGCUGAUGCUGAGCAAUGGCCGGCUGCUGCGGGAUGAUCAGUGCGCCCUUGCCGAGUGUGGCGUCGUUGAUGGCUCCAUCAUCUACCUCUUCUUUACGUCGGUUGGGAACCCUAACUGGCUCACCUUCUUUGAGGACUUCGUGACCUUCUUUGUAAGGGAUUGUUGACGGCUUUGGCACUUCAUGUGCCCCGAUCUUUCUUCUAUCUAUCUCAUAUACUCUGCCUCUUCUGAUCUAGAAU